Messenger RNA from Aspergillus pseudoviridinutans, 888 nucleotides. Its product is annotated as electron carrier. Gene Ontology annotation, cellular component: cytoplasm. Gene Ontology annotation, molecular function: iron-sulfur cluster binding. Lineage: Eukaryota; Fungi; Ascomycota; Eurotiomycetes; Eurotiales; Aspergillaceae. The record is from RefSeq and is a predicted model, not a curated record. The annotation marks the transcript as partial. Gene Ontology annotation, biological process: iron-sulfur cluster assembly. The transcript is spliced from 2 exons.
AUGGCUAAACAAACUCUUUUACUAUCCCCCCCAUCCCUCUCAUCCCAACCUGGGAAAUUAAAUGAGACCCUUCAGUCAUACAAUCGCAAUGCAACUGAUCUUCAGAUGCUUGACCGUUUGACCCUUGGUCUUGCGUCAUUGCCAGAAUCAACAUACUCUAGUAUCGUCAUCCUAGCAGGUGGAGAUAACUCCUUUGCUGAGAGUCUGAAACUUAUAAACCGCCGGACAUUCAAUCAAAUUGUUAAAUCUCUCAGAAAAGGUGGGUAUAUUUACGGUCAGGAUGCAGCGUCCGGGGGUGCGUUUGAUCACAACGAAGCGAUUCUGGCUGGGCUUAUACAUGCUGGCAAUGGCAAAUACGUGAAACCUGAUGUCGAGGAGAUGCAGGCUGUUCCAUUGCGGCUUGGGAGGAAACACAACCAUCUUGCUGGGCCACCGCUUAGUUUGGAGGAAUCAGCUGCAGAACAUCCGUUCCCACGUGGGGUUUCCGAAGGUAAAAACCCCAGUGGUGAUGAUAGAGUCACUGUUGCUGGGUCUCAGAAAAUUCAUGAGAACAUUGUUUCAGCAGCUACAAUGGAUAAUAACGAGGUUUCUGAUGAUGAACUUAUCAACGAGGACGAUCUUCUGGAUGACAGUGAGCUUUCAGCACCAAUCAUACAGCCGCCAGAAUGCCGCCCCAAAGCAGGGAAGCGCCGCCGAGCUUGUAAGGAUUGUACUUGCGGCCUCGCGCAGAAAUUAGAGGAGGAGGAUGCAGCCAAGAGAGCUGAUGCUGACGAGCAACUUGACGCAAUGAAGUUGUUACAUGGUGAUCUGGCUGAGGUAGACUUCACUGUGCAGGGAAAGGUCGGGAGCUGUGGAAAUUGCUCCCUAGGUGAUGCUUUUCGCUGUGAG